AUGGUAUUGUGGUCACUGCUUUCUGUAUUAUGGUAUUUCUGCUCACUUUCAUUUGGUAAGGUGGGGCUUCCUGUCUACUCUGGCUUGGGAUUCAGAUUUGUGCUGUUACUUGUUAUAGCAUUGCUGAAUUGGAUGGAAGAAAGAAUGCAUCCCUUUAAUCAAGUAAAUGCUCAGAUCCUUGAAAUUCUUUUGAGCUCCAGAAAGUUGGACGGUUUGCCUCGUGGCAUAAUACAAGCUAGGUCGGAUUUAGAGCUGAGGCCUUUAUGGCUGACUAGUUCAAAGUUAACGGUUGAUUAUAGCAAUCGCAAUUUACUGGCUAUUGCAGCUGGUAUUAAGCAGAAACAUAGUGUUGAUGAUAUUGUGCAAAAGUUUCUUCCAGAAAACUUUACGAUUAUACUAUUCCAUUAUGAUGGGAAUGUUAAAGGGUGGUGGGAUCUUGAGUGGAGUAAUCAGGCCAUACACAUAGUUGCCCACAACCAAACAAAGUGGUGGUUUGCAAAACGAUUUCCACAUCCAGAUGUUGUGUCCAUUUAUGAUUACAUAUUCCUUUGGGAUGAAGAUUUGGGGGUUGAGGAUUUUAACCCCCAGCAAGGUACCUUGAAAUUGUAAGAGAAGCAGGACUGGAGAUAUCUCAGCCAGCUUUGCAUCCAAAUUCAUCUGAUUUACAUCAUAGAAUUACAGUUUGUGCU
Messenger RNA from Rosa chinensis, 689 nucleotides. RefSeq lists its product as uncharacterized. The record is from RefSeq and is a predicted model, not a curated record. The coding region runs from base 1 to 609 and encodes 202 amino acids. NCBI's taxonomy places the organism in Eukaryota, Viridiplantae, Streptophyta, Magnoliopsida, Rosales, Rosaceae. The transcript has 7 exons.